Penicillium antarcticum is the source of this 2046-nucleotide messenger RNA. RefSeq names its product mitochondrial distribution and morphology protein. NCBI's taxonomy places the organism in Eukaryota, Fungi, Ascomycota, Eurotiomycetes, Eurotiales, Aspergillaceae. Gene Ontology annotation, biological process: mitochondrion inheritance. Gene Ontology annotation, cellular component: mitochondrial inner membrane. The transcript has 3 exons. Bases 1 to 2046 code for a protein of 681 amino acids. The record is from RefSeq and is a predicted model, not a curated record.
AUGUCUGCCAACCUGGGACGCCGGCUGUACGCCCACAUCUGGGAAACAGCAACUCCAUUCCUUGGCAUACGAAUAACUCGUAUAUCGGAUACUUCUACAAGUAAACUUUUCGACUUCAUUUCAAGUCGCCCCCGAAUCUCGACACAUCCACGGAAUACAACCCAUAUUACCAAGAGAUUUGCUACCGGUGGAUGCUUCGUCCUCGGUAUCUCGCCCACUCCCACUGCAGCGGAAACUACCACAGCACGCAUCAUCCCCUCCCAUAAAAUUGCCGCCCAAUAUGUUUGGAGCCGCAGCAUACAUACUUCCAAUAAUUCCCGAAGUGGUACGGAUGUCUCUAAAGACACCCAACCACGAAAUCAACAUGAUCUCCAAAAUGUCAGCAAUGACAAGGUUACAUCUACCGUCAAGGAAAAACACCAAGACCCUCAACAGCCAGCAUCCAAUCGCCAUUUGAUGGAUCGCUUACCUCACAUGCCCCAUCUACACCGGCCGUCAAAGGAAGAGCUUUUGGCCGCCGCGAAUGGGUUCUGGUCACGGUUAAAAGUACGAUUCAAGUGGUUUUCUAUACGGAGUGUGCGUCCUUUUAAUUUGGAUGAGAUGACCGCCCUCUUUUCAUGGGUUCUACUGGGUCAUGUUGUCUGGGUUGUCGUGGGAACUACGACUUUCUUCUCACUUCUGAUUCUCGCGAUCAAUACGGUUUUCGCUCAGGAGACUCUAGCAGGGUGGGUAGGCAAUUAUCUCACCAAAUCCUCUGGGGUGAAAGUUGUCUUCGAAUCUGCAAUCGUUCCCAAGUGGAGGAAUGGUGUCAUCACAUUUAAGAAUGUGUUUGUGUCAAAGCGGCCGGGACAAGGCACAGGUCAUGUCAGUAAAGGUUCGUCAAAGACUGCUGCAGCUGCAGCUGCAGCUCGGGGUGAAACUGGGCACGAAGAUCCCCAGCUCUUAUCCGAUGAGGAGGAGGAUACCAACUAUACCCAGUUCGAUUUGUCGAUUGAAACAGUAAAUGUGACACUGUCAUUCACCAAGUGGCUUAAUGGAAAAGGUCCACUUCGUGAUGUGGAGGUGAAAGGCAUACGGGGAGUCGUCGAUCGCCGGCAUGUUUACUGGCCAGAGGAGGACUUGGACCCCAAGUCCUACCGGCAUGAGCAUAAUCCCGGUGAUUUUGAAAUUGACUCAUUCAAAAUGGAUGAUCUUCUUGUCACCAUAUACCAACCUGACAACUUCCGGCCAUUCUCUGUGAGCAUUUUCUCUUGCGACCUUCCCCAAUUGCGGAAACAAUGGCUUUUUUAUGACUUCCUUUCUGCCAACAUGAUGUCCGGGUCCUAUGAUAACUCUUUGUUCACAAUUCACGCUCGUCAGAGCCAUGGCCAUACGGGAACUAGGCUGGAUAGCGGAGCAGAGAGCGAUGGCAAAGCAAGUCCAUGGAAGAAGCAUAACAGGAUACGCGUCGACGGACUCAAUGUUGAUCAUCUCAAUCGCGGUGUCCAGGGUCCUUUCUCUUGGAUCCACGAGGGGACCGUGGAUAUUGUAGCCGAUAUCAUGUUCCCUGCUGAGAAUAAUGAGAGCUUGGCAAAGGUGAUGGCCGAUUUCUAUGAUCGACUAGAGGCAACUGUGAUCUCCAAUCGGUAUCCAGAGCCUCUGUCGUCAACCUCUGGUCAAGAAUCUGAGAAUGAGGACCGCCGAUUCCUGGUCAUGGACCUACGCGUGCAUCUGAAUAAUGUUCGGGCUGUGGUGCCCAUUUUUACCCGGGACCUUUCUUACAUCAAUAACGCACUUAUCCGGCCUAUUGUUGCAUAUAUCAACUCGAAGCGAACAUUUAUCCCAGUCAACUGCCGUUUGGUCAAGCGCGUUGGAGAUUUUGAUGGAAGCUGGACUGUCUUUGACAGCAGUUUGAUGGACGACCUUUCAGCUGCGACCUAUGAUGCGUUCGCCCGUGAUGUUGUGGAUGAUCAAGCCCGGAAACGACGAUUCAAAAAAGUUGGAUUUUGGUCACUUCAGUUGGCUGCUCAGGCAAUUUUCAUGGGUAUGGCCGGUAAUAUUGCCUGA